CCCGCUGCGGUGGCCGGGCUGGGAAGAUGGCGGCGCUCGUGUCGCCCUUGGCUACAGCGCUGUGGCUGCUGCGGGCUCCGCGGCGCUGCGCCCGCCUGCUCCCGGCGCUCAGAGCAUACACAGCUCAGGCAGAGAAGAAGACAGGCCCUGGUACUCCUACAGAUGCUCAUGCCAGAGCCUUAUUGGUUUGCAAUGGACCUUUAGAACAUUAUGACUUUCUGAUUAAGCAAGAAGAGCUGAAGAAUGAUGAGCAACAAAGAAGAGUUGUGCAGCACCUGCAGAAGUUGCAUGAGAGCCUUAAAGGCUACAACAUUGAUUCAAAAAAUCUUUUCUCAAAGCUCCUUGCCAAAAACAAACCCCAAGGUGUUUAUGUCUAUGGAGAUGUUGGCACAGGAAAGACAAUGGUGAUGGACUUGUUCUAUUCUCACUUAGAAGUAGAAAGAAAAAAGAGAGUCCAUUUUCAUGGUUUCAUGUUGGAUGUACACCAGAGAAUACAUCGCCUUAAGCAGAGCUUGCCAAAGAGAAAGGCGGGAUUUAUGGCCAAAUCAUAUGACCCAAUUGCACCAGUGGCAGAGGAAAUAAGCAAAGAGGCUGCUCUCUUGUGUUUUGAUGAAUUUCAGGUCACUGACAUUGCUGAUGCCAUGAUUCUGAAGCAGCUUUUUGAAAAUCUCUUCCAAAAUGGGGUUGUCGUUGUGGCAACAUCUAACAGGCCGCCAGAAGAUCUCUAUAAAAAUGGUCUUCAGAGAGCUAAUUUUGUACCAUUCAUUGCUGUGCUGAAGAAAUACUGCAACACAGUCCAGCUUGAUUCUGGAAUAGACUACAGGAAACGAGUGCUUCCAGCUGCUGGAAAACUUUACUACCUCACAAGUGAAGCUGAUGUGGAGGCUGUCAUGGAUAAGUUGUUUGAUGAGCUGGCUCAGAAACAAAAUGAUUUAACUAGACCAAGGAUUCUAAAAGUGCAAGGCAGAGAGCUGAGGCUGAAUAAAGCGUGUGGAACCAUUGCAGACUUCACGUUUGAAGAGCUAUGCGACAGACCUCUUGGAGCCAGUGACUAUUUGGAAAUAUCAAAGCAUUUUGACACAGUGUUCGUUCGUGACAUACCACUUCUUACAAUAGCGAAAAGGACACAAGCUCGUCGUUUCAUUACUCUUAUUGAUACCUUUUAUGAGCAUAAGGUGCGUAUUAUCUGUUCUGCAGUGACUCCUCUCGAAAGCUUGUUCCUGGCAGAACACAGCAGUGGUCAGCAAGAGGACAACAGAGUGUUGAUGGAUGAUUUGGACUUGAGCCAGGAUUCUGCCAAAGGACUCUCCAUGUUUACAGGAGAAGAGGAAGUCUUUGCCUUUCAGCGUACUCUGUCGCGGCUUACAGAGAUGCAAACUGAACAGUACUGGAAAGAUGGGGACAGAAGCAAAAAAACAUAAUUAAAAGUUGAAUGAAAUCACCAAGAAGUAAAAGUACAGCAUUGGAAAGAUUUUUAGCACAACUGAAAUAAUAAUUGCACUUUAUCAUCUGGACCAUGUUUUCUUUCAUCAAUUGUCUUUCAAGUUUAAGGCACAAUGACUUAGCUAUUUUUUUGUACCACCAGUGUGUGGACAUGUGAAAUUUGGCCUUCAUUUGCUCUUCUUCAAGCCUGGCUGGAUGGCCUGGCCCAGAGAGUGAUGGUGAAUGGAGUUGCAUCCAGCUGGUGGCUGGUCACCAGUGGAGUUUCCCAGGGUUCAGUACUGGGGCCAGCCCUGUUUAAUAUCUUUAUCCAUGAUAUGGAAAAAGGGAUUGAGUGCACCCUCACUAAAUUCACAGAGGAUGCCAAGUUGGGUGGGAGUGUUGAUCUGCUGGAGGGUGGGAAGGCUCUGCAGAGCAAUCAGGACAGGACAGGCUGGAUCAGGCCUGGGCCAAGGCCAAUUGUAUGAGACUCAAUAAGGCUAAGUGCUGGGUCCUGCCCUUGUCUCCCAACAACUCCCUGCAGUGCUACUGGCUGAGGGAAGAGUGACUGAAAAGCUCAUCAGUGAAAAAGGGCCUGGGGAUGCUGGUCAACAGCGGCUGAACAUGAGCCAGCAGUGUGCCCAGGGGGCCAAGAAGGUCAAUGGCAUUCUGGCCUGUCUCAGGAAUAGUGUGGCCAGCAUGACAAGGGCAGCAAUUGUCCCCCUGUAUUGGGUACUGGUGAGGCUGCGCCUCAAAUCCUGUGUUCAGUUCUGGGCCCCUCACUACAGGAAGGUCCUUGAGGUGCUGGAGUGAGUCCAAAGAGCAACAAAGCUGGUAAAGGGUCUGCAGCACAAGUCCUAUGAGGAGUGGCUGAGGGAGCUGCGGGUGUUUAGCCUGGAGAAAAGGAGGCUCAGGGGAGACCUUAGCACUCUUUAAACUGCCUGAAAGGAAGUUGUAGCCAGGUGGGGGUGGGUCUCUUCUCCCAGGCAGCUGGCAACAGGACGAGAGGACAUAGCCUCAAGCAGCACCAGGGGAGGUUCAGGUUGGACAUCAUGAAGAGUUUCUUCACUGCAAGGGUUGUCCAGCAUCAGAACAGGAUGCCCAGGAAGGUGGUGGAGUCACCUGCUAGAAUCCUGGAACUCCUCUGUAGUGUGUUAUGUUUUGGGUUUUUUUUCUGUUUUCUGAGUCUAGCCAUCUGCUUGCUUUCAGGCUCUAGGAGUUUUUUGUAAUCAGACUGUUGCUCAGUCUGGUUCAUUCAAGACUAAUGGUUUGAACCAAGAGAGAACCCUGAGGAGGAGCUUGAAGGUACUUGAAACUGCACAGGAUUAAGAUUUAAGUGAUUGAUGGGAAAAGAGACUAUGAUAAGUCAGGGUAUGCUGUAACAUAAAUGCCAGUUAAUACUCUUUCUAAAUUUUGUGGUUCUUGCAAGUCUGGAUAUGCUGCCUCUACACCAGUGACAUAUCUGUACCCUGAAUUUUCUCAGGCUUCAUCUAUACCAAACCUUCCACCGCUGCUAAUACACCUGCCCUGAUCUGGGGAGAGUAGUACACAGUACUACUGAAGCAAUUCAUCAUAUUACAAUAGGAGUGUGUUUUAUGGAAAAGGUGGGAUAGUAACUGAUACCUCAAGACACAUCAUCCAUCCUUGUGCUUGUAGUUGAAAAUUUUAUAUUUUAGUUAAAAAUGCAAUGGUGUCAUUCUUGAUUUUAAUCUCACUGAAACAAAACAUGACAUUGUGUGUAUUCACUUACAGUGUAUUUUUAUAAACAGUCAUUUUAAGGGCGUAUUUAGAAAUUUUGAGUAGGAAAAAAAUGUAGAUGGACUGAAAAGAUUGCCUUCAUCUCUUAGGGAGGAGAUAUGUAACACACUGCCCCCCAAAGUUGAGGGGUUUUCUUGGAUUUUGCAACAUGACCUAUGACCUUUUUCUAUCUGUUACCAAACAUUUUUUGUUGCCUUUGUUAAGCCUGAUCAAAUUGUUUCAGUCAUAGCCCCCACCACAAUUACAGAAAGCUUUUAAAAGGACCUUCUGGGCAGCAGGGAGGGCUGGAGAGUCCUGUGCACUUGCCUGUCUUAUGGAGCCACAUACUCAAGUCUGGUUUUCUGUUCUGAUCCCUUCUGUUGGUCCUGGAAUUUACUUAUACUGGCUAUACCUGUUCUUCAAAUAAUGUUUAAAGCCUAUAUUUAUAGUUUGCAACUCAUGCAAUUAUGUUAUUAUUCCCAGAAGAGUGACUACCACAGAGAAUUUUAAUGCAUAUUUAUGAAAACUUUAUGAAAGAGAAUACGUUGCUUAUACUUGAAAGUAUACAAAUAAUUUGUGUAUGUUUUCAGAGAUUUGGAUUAAGUUUCUCAACAGAGGGACUAUAGAGAUUCAUGCAUGUGUGUCUGUAUAUACAAACACAUAUGUAUAUUUAAUUUAUAUGUAUAUAUAUAAAUCUAGAUAAGACUAAUAUAUAUAAUUUAAGUGUGUGUGCUUCUAUAUUUAUACAUGACAGUCUGUACUUAUCAGCCUGGGUCUGUGCUGAUAACUUGCCUGAAGCUUCAGCCUUGACUUUUUUCCAGUAGCAUUCAAAUGCCUCUUGCCUUCUCUGAACCAGAGUGUGUUGUGGGAAAAUGGGAGAUGGUGGUAGAUACCCUAAAGCACUUUGCAUCUGGAUAUUUAUUUAUAUUCUUUUAAAAACUGUUUAUGUGUUUAGCUUGUAUGUCCUCCUCUGUCAUGUGGUACAGGGGAAGUGCAUAAUCUUGCAGAACACAGGUGAGAUGUUUGGGAUGUGUGAGCGAAGAGGUCCUGGCAGGUUCUGCAUUCCCAGAGAGACUGUUUUGGGACAGGGAAGUGAAGUAUUUUUCCACAGUCUGUGUGGGUGGUGACUGACUUCCUUUAACCAGGGAAUCCCUGUUCGUGUUCAAACUGUUGCUGCUUUGCCAAUUGUUAUUUGAGGCUUUCCUGCAAUCUGAGUGCACACCCCGAACUCGGAUGCCCCAGGUUUUUGGAAGCUCCUAAAUGCAGUGGGACUGAUGUAUCAUUGAAAGCCUCUGAGGAUAUAGGUGAGCUCCAUCGAACCACAGGAGGAAAGUUCCCAAAAGCCUCCAGAGCCAGUGCUGCUUCCAGGGCAUAUUGCUAAAUAAAACCACAGUGCAGUCUUUCCUUGGCCAGCAAGGAAGCCACCUGUUAGGAGUCACCGGUAGGUACCAUCAGUAAUCAAGGAGAAGAAAUGGGGAAGAUUCAGGAAGUGUUUUAGGGCUGAAAACAAGAAAAGCUGCUUAAAUCACUGUGCAGUAUUUGUGCUUGCACUGCAGAGGGUGGAUUGCCACUUUUGGGUCAGGCCCGUAAGGAGACAGGUUUGUCAGCCAGCCCAGAUGCCGGGGUGGAGAUUCACCCAGGAACCGCAGAAGAAGCACAUUUAUGUCCGUCUACCUCCCCAAAGAAAGUGAGGCCCUAUUUGCUUAUUUUAUGAUGCUGCUAAUGAUGCUGUAGUGUGUGUAAUGUUCUUUCUAUUGCUGAGUUGGGGGCACUGCUUCUGAGGUCAGACAACUUCAUGCAAUUGGCACUGGCCAGAAUCUUGCACUGGGGCACCGUGAACAACGCUGGGUAUGUCCUGCCCAGGGUGCUGGGUCACCUGUGCUGUCCUGUGCCCUGCUGCCUGGCCUGCUCCUAGCUGCUAUGAGACAGCAGUGGUCCAGGACUUUUUAUUCCUACAUUAAGAUGGUGUAUUUGCCAAAAUGAAAACAGUAAGAUGCCUGUGAGUAAAUUAUGCACACUCCAUAACGGCCUUAAAAAUUGCUGGACGCUUCUAUCCCAAGUUCAAGUUCUGCCUUUUUAGAUUUUCCUUAACUUGCAAAUUCACGUAAUCUCAAAUCUAAAACAAGUUUUUAUUUCCUUUAGUUACUCAGCAAACGAGUUAUUUUUAAAGGUCUUUUCAAGUAACUUUUAAUAUUGAUGUGCUAUGAUAUUUUGCUGUCACAGGAGGUAAAAUACUUGGGAUUAUGGACCAUGUGAAACAUUUCAUGUUGGUUUCUAAAAGUCACGUCCUGGCUGAGAAUCUCUUAACUAACUUCUUUCAAAUACUCGAUUGACAAAGGAAUGUUCACAAUGCCCAAAAAUUUAACUUUUUUUGUUUUUUAAAUAAAUAAUGCAGUUCUGUCUUUCAGAGUUACUGGUUUUCAGUAUUUGUUUUUGCACAGAUUGAGGGAACAAUUGCAGUAUUUUGGGUAGAACAAGACAGCCUUCCAAAGGCUUUGGAGGGACUGAAGAUCUUUUGGAUGGAUGGAUGGAUGGAUGGAUGGAUUGAAGCAUGUUUUGCUGUGGCUGGUUUCUGAUCUGAAAAGGAAAACCGUUAGUGACUUUUUUUUGAGUAAAGUUGUUCAUGAUGACACUACAGCUGGAUAGCUGUCACCUGUUUUUCAGCAAUCUAAACACGAAAAGGAACAACUGACCAGGUUUCAAACAAUGCUCAGCACGGUCACCAACCCUCUAACAAGGAGGAAGAACAGUCUCUCCAUCAAGACCUGGCUAACAGGAUCAAGAUUCAUGAUUUUAAUUUCUGCAGUUGCCUGGAUCUCGAUACGCCUGGUGCCUCAGUUUCCCUGUUGAUAAAAUAGGAAUGAUGUUACUUUCUUAUUUGCUAACUCUGGAGUGCUGCCAGGCUUCCCUCAUUAAUAUUCUAAGAUGCUUGCUCAGACUCUGGGAGGAAAAUACUUCAGUAAAGUAUGUAAAUAGUGCAAAAAAAUAAUUUAGCUACUCAAAGUGGAUUAGUCUCCUUGUUUGGGUUACAGAAUUAAUGCCAUCAACUAAACACCAUGUGCCUCUUUGUAGUGAUGGUUUUUUUAAAAUAAUGCAUCUAUUUUAAGAGUCUAUUUAAAGAAAAAAUAUUUGGAUUUGUGAAUAAAACCCUAAACCAUUUGUAUAGAUUUUCUUUUAGUUGUAAUGACAAAUUUCCUAUAUGAUUCAUUACAAGCUUAGCUCCUAUAUUUGUGAAAUACAGUAGCUUUGCAAAUUCUGUUGGGAUUUUCCUUGUAUACUGAGCUUUUUUUUAAAAAUAUGUCAUUUUGAAUCUAAUAUAUAACAAACUGAACACUGUCAAAUCCUUCUGUUAUUUGAGAAUAACUUAUGUUGUAAAUAAAAAAAAUAAUAAAUCCA
This is a messenger RNA of Chiroxiphia lanceolata (lance-tailed manakin), 6552 nucleotides long. It is a transcript of the gene AFG1L, whose product is annotated as AFG1 like ATPase. The record is from RefSeq and is a predicted model, not a curated record. Gene Ontology annotation, cellular component: mitochondrion; cytoplasm. NCBI's taxonomy places the organism in Eukaryota, Metazoa, Chordata, Aves, Passeriformes, Pipridae. Gene Ontology annotation, molecular function: ATP binding; ATP hydrolysis activity.